AUGAAACAUGUCGACUACGUUGUGCCAGUUCUCCACUCACAUUCACACAUUGAAACACUGACCUCAGCCUUCCAGCUCCCUUGGUUUAAUUCCAAAAAGCAAAACGUCAAGUACAUCCUCAAGAACGUGAACGCGAUCUUCAAGCCAGGCACCAUGACCCUGGUCCUAGGUCCGCCAGGGUGCGGCAAGACCACCCUGCUCAAGCACUUGGCUGGUAUUUUGCACGUCAAGGGUAACGAACAAGUCAGCGGAUCCGUCACGUACAACGGAUGCAAGCCCAGCCAGAUCGACCUGAGCUCUCUAGCUGCGUACGUCCAGCAAAGCGACAACCACUACCCCACGCUCACGGUCAAGGAAACGUUCGAGUUCUCCCACAAGUGCCUCGUGGGGACAGUGGACCCGAACGACCCGCUCGCGGUGAACGAGCAGCACAUGGUGGACAUCCUCAUCUCGGUGUUUGGGCUGUCCGAGUGCGCCGACACGAUCAUCGGGGACGACAUGAUCCGAGGGCUCCCUUGGUUUAAUUCCAAAAAGCAAAACGUCAAGUACAUCCUCAAGAACGUGAACGCGAUCUUCAAGCCAGGCACCAUGACCCUGGUCCUAGGUCCGCCAGGGUGCGGCAAGACCACCCUGCUCAAGCACUUGGCUGGUAUUUUGCACGUCAAGGGUAACGAACAAGUCAGCGGAUCCGUCACGUACAACGGAUGCAAGCCCAGCCAGAUCGACCUGAGCUCUCUAGCUGCGUACGUCCAGCAAAGCGACAACCACUACCCCACGCUCACGGUCAAGGAAACGUUCGAGUUCUCCCACAAGUGCCUCGUGGGGACAGUGGACCCGAACGACCCGCUCGCGGUGAACGAGCAGCACAUGGUGGACAUCCUCAUCUCGGUGUUUGGGCUGUCCGAGUGCGCCGACACGAUCAUCGGGGACGACAUGAUCCGAGGGGUGAGUGGAGGCCAGAAGCGCCGCGUGACCGUGGGGGAGAUGAUGACUGGUCGAGCCACGACGCUGCUCCUGGACGAGUUCUCCAAUGGCCUGGACGCGUCCACGACGUACGACAUCGCCAAGGCCGUGCGGACGAUGGCCGAAGUGCUCGAGAAGACGGUGGUCAUGACGAUGCUGCAGCCCCCUCCCGAAGUGUACGACCUCUUUGACAACAUCCUCGUUUUGGACAAGGGCGAGGUCGUGUACAACGGACCCCGCACGACCCUCCCGUCGUACUUUCGGUCCAUCGGGUACGAGUGCCCGCCUCGUAAAGACGUGGCCGACUUUCUCCAGGAAGUCACGACCCACUUGGGGCCUCGGUACGCCACCACCUCAAAGGACGACCACUCGACGUCGGUCGGCAACCGCCCCACCACCGCGUCAGAGUUUGCCGCUGCGUUCGAGAAGAGCUCGAUCUUUCACACACUGCUAUCUGACUUGGACAAGCCGGAAACAUUGUCGCCCAGCAUGUUGCCCUCGUCGACAGAAUCCAAGGUCCGGCUACACUACAUGGACUGCCUCCGCGUGGUCUUCCUUCGCACAUGGACCGCCUCUUUGCGCGACAUAGGGUUCAACAUCGCCCGGCUAGUGCAAGCGUUGGUGCUCGGUGUGAUCGUCGGCACGACGUUCUUCGGCAUCGGACGCAACACGGACGUCGCCAAGGAAGCGCACCUCGUGCCCAUCAAAGUGAGCAUGUUCUUCUUGGCGCUGACGUACCAAGCGCUGACGACGAUUUCAACCAUUGACACGAGCAUGAAACUUCGGCACGUGCUGUACAAACAGUCGGCCUACCACUUUUUUCACCCGUCCGCGUACGUGGUCUCGGACGCUGUGGUCGAGCUGUUGUGGAGUGUGCCCCAACUGGUGCUGUUUGGAACUCCCGUGUACUUUUGCGUGGGGCUGUACCCCUCCGUGGGGGCCUACUUUACGUUUGUUCUGGUCGUGUAUUUGUGUGCUGCCACGUAUGCGCUGGUGUUCAAGUUCGUGACAAUGGUUUCCCCUGAUGCAGUCCUCGCCAAGGUUGUGGCCAUCUUUGGUAUCUUUCUGCAUAUUGUAUUUUCUGGCUACGUGACGCCGGCCCCCCAGAUCCCCCUCCUGUGGAUGUGGCUGUAUUGGACCAACCCCCUGGCGUGGGCGUUGCGAGCGCUGGUUCUCAACGAGUUUCUGUCCUCUACCCCGCUGUACGAGACCAUGGUAUCCAUCGGACAAGAUGUAUGGGCUCGGGUGGGCAGCUCGGCCUUGGAGGCAUACGGGUUUACCACUAAUGCUGCGUACAUUCCAGGAGCAAUUGUGUUCCUCGUCGGCGCCAUACUGGUGUUGGUGACUGGAACAACCCUUGCGAUCCAGUUUGUGCGAUUUCGACCGAGUAUGCCAAGGAGCGACCUGAAGUCGUCCCCUCCUCUCGCCCCACCAUCCCAAACGGGCUCAGCGACCAUCAAAAUAGCAAGCCACGAUCUCAACAACUUGCCGUUUCAACCGGUGGCCCUGACGUUCCAAAGCUUGAGCUAUACGAUUGACAUUGGCAAAGGCAAGAAUAAAACCUCUAGACAAUUGCUCAAGGACACCCACGGCUCCUUCCAGCCUGGAUCGCUCACAGCGUUGAUGGGGUCCACUGGGGCGGGGAAGACCACACUCAUGGACGUGAUUGCCGGUCGCAAGACUACUGGAACUAUCGAAGGCGACCUCUUUGUCAAUGGACACCCGUUGGAUCGACGCACCUUCACGCAGGUAUCGGGCUACUGCGAGCAGAACGAUGUCCAUGAAGAAACUGCGACCAUCCGAGAAGCAUUCCACUUUAGCGCCGUCCUUCGCCUGCCCAGCGACACGACUCAAGACCAGCGCCAGUCAUUUGUGGACGACAUUCUGGACGUGCUGGAGCUGACUCCGAGGGCCAACGCCCAGUACUUGACACUUAGCCAGGGCGAACGCAAGCGCGUGACCAUUGGCGUGGAGCUGCUGUCGAACCCGAGCAUUUUGUUUCUGGACGAACCCACGACAGGGCUCGACUCCCGCGCUGCGACCAUCGUCAUGGAGUGCAUCAAGCGCAUUGCGGAAUCGGGACGGACGGUCGUGUGUACGAUCCACCAGCCGUCGACAGUGUUGUUCGAGUUGUUCGACAAGCUGCUCCUGCUUAAGACGGGUGGCGAGCUCGUCUACUUUGGGGACCUCGGGCCUCAAUCCUCCGUGUUGUUGGAGUACUUUAGUCAGUUUCAAGGGCUGCCUCCAAUGGAACCGCAGGAGAACCCCGCCACGUACAUGCUCAACUGCAUCGGGGCCGGAACUGGCAAGGCAAAGAUCGACGUCGACUUUGCCGCUAUGUAUAGUCAGAGCGACCUUGCCGUUCGCAACCAGCAAUUGGUGGAGCAAGGCCAAGAGCUUGUACCUUUGAGAAAGAAUGCGCAUUCGUUUGGGACGCAAUUCGUUACGUUGCUGCAACGUCAAAGCGCCACGUAUUGGCGAAGUCCGUCGUACAACACGUCUCGGUUGGUGCUGAUGGUCGUGGUGCCGCUGAUCUUUGGCUCGGUCUUUCACGGGAUGGAGCUAACCACCAGCAUGGACGUGCUGAGUCAGCUCACGUUCAUCUUUGUGGCCACAUCGUUUUUGUGCAUUUCUAUGAUGACUACGUCCCUUCCGUUCGUGUCGCAAGGCCGCAAUGUGUUUUACCGCGAAAGUCAGUCUAACAUGUACGCCCCCGCAGCCCACUCCUUGUCGCUGGCGGUGGUCGAACUCGGCUACAGCGUCGUGCUGUCGUCUGUCUUCGUCCACUCAUUUUACUGGCUGUGUGGCCUCGACGGUCACUACACCAGGGCGUGGUUGUGGUUCUGGGCGUUCAUGACCAGCAGUGUGCUGCUGUGGUCGUACAUUGGCCAGCUGCUCGUGUUUUGGCUGCCGACGCCCCAGAUGGCCGAGCUCUUGGGCGGCGGCCUCGCGUCCUUGUCGUUCAUUUUUUCGGGGUUCAUGAUCGACGUCGAGACACUGGCGGUGCCGUCGACAGUGUUGUUCGAGUUGUUCGACAAGCUGCUCCUGCUUAAGACGGGUGGCGAGCUCGUCUACUUUGGGGACCUCGGGCCUCAAUCCUCCGUGUUGUUGGAGUACUUUAGUCAGUUUCAAGGGCUGCCUCCAAUGGAACCGCAGGAGAACCCCGCCACGUACAUGCUCAACUGCAUCGGGGCCGGAACUGGCAAGGCAAAGAUCGACGUCGACUUUGCCGCUAUGUAUAGUCAGAGCGACCUUGCCGUUCGCAACCAGCAAUUGGUGGAGCAAGGCCAAGAGCUUGUACCUUUGAGAAAGAAUGCGCAUUCGUUUGGGACGCAAUUCGUUACGUUGCUGCAACGUCAAAGCGCCACGUAUUGGCGAAGUCCGUCGUACAACACGUCUCGGUUGGUGCUGAUGGUCGUGGUGCCGCUGAUCUUUGGCUCGGUCUUUCACGGGAUGGAGCUAACCACCAGCAUGGACGUGCUGAGUCAGCUCACGUUCAUCUUUGUGGCCACAUCGUUUUUGUGCAUUUCUAUGAUGACUACGUCCCUUCCGUUCGUGUCGCAAGGCCGCAAUGUGUUUUACCGCGAAAGUCAGUCUAACAUGUACGCCCCCGCAGCCCACUCCUUGUCGCUGGCGGUGGUCGAACUCGGCUACAGCGUCGUGCUGUCGUCUGUCUUCGUCCACUCAUUUUACUGGCUGUGUGGCCUCGACGGUCACUACACCAGGGCGUGGUUGUGGUUCUGGGCGUUCAUGACCAGCAGUGUGCUGCUGUGGUCGUACAUUGGCCAGCUGCUCGUGUUUUGGCUGCCGACGCCCCAGAUGGCCGAGCUCUUGGGCGGCGGCCUCGCGUCCUUGUCGUUCAUUUUUUCGGGGUUCAUGAUCGACGUCGAGACACUGGCGGUGGUGUGGCGGUGGGUGUACUGGAUCAGCCCGGUGCACUACAUGCUGGAAGGGAUCGUCAUGGCCCAAUACCACGACCAAACUGCCCCCGUCGUCGACGUUUUGACAAAGACAAACGUGGCCAUUCGCGACUUUGUCGAGGGGUUCUUUAACCACACGUUUUCACCCGACAUGAUUGGGCGCAACAUGGUCCUGCUCUGGGUGGUCAUUGGUGUGGUGCAGCUCCUCCUCCUGCAUUGCAUGACUGCCAUCAACCACACCACCCGCUAACUUGAAUAAGAAAUCAUGGGAAUGAU
Messenger RNA from Aphanomyces astaci, 5159 nucleotides. RefSeq lists its product as hypothetical. Gene Ontology annotation, molecular function: ATP binding; ABC-type transporter activity; ATP hydrolysis activity. The coding region runs from base 1 to 5133 and encodes 1710 amino acids. Lineage: Eukaryota; Oomycota; Saprolegniomycetes; Saprolegniales; Verrucalvaceae. The record is from RefSeq and is a predicted model, not a curated record. The transcript has 3 exons. Gene Ontology annotation, cellular component: membrane.